UAUCUUCAUUUUAUAAUAAACAGUGAUCUGCUCUGUAUGUAAACAGAGCUGUUUGGUCUUUACUUAUAUAUAUCUGGGUUUUUCUAGGUCUAAUUCUGAGUCUAUGAUAGUGGAUUUAUCUGGAAACAUGAGGGUUUUUGUUGUUUGCCUCCCAGAUAAAGACCGGUUUUAAUUUAUUUCAUCUUUUGCGUAUAAGGUUUAUGCCUUGAAAAGCAGAAUACAUGAACUUGUUGAUGGCCUGAUGGUUUUGUUUUGACAUGUGGUCUUACUUCAAAUGUGUUGCACUACAAGGUUUUGAUUUUGUUAGUCAAUAGAUGCGCUAGCUCGUUUAUUGGUGUAGAGAGAGAAAGAAAAUGGGAUCUGGGAAUGGGUUCUACUCAGUGCAAGAGUUCAAUUUGGACUCCAAGUGGUUGAUUGAUCCGAAGCUUCUUUUUGUUGGGCCGAAGAUUGGAGAAGGUGCGCAUGCCAAAGUGUACGAAGGAAAGUACAUGAAUCAGAAUGUUGCUAUUAAAAUUGUAAAUAAAGGGAAGCCAGAGGAGAUUGCCAAGAGGGAAGCCCGGUUUGCAAGAGAGGUUGCAAUGUUAUCCAGAGUUCAACACAAAAACUUAGUGAAGUUUAUCGGAGCUUGCAAGGAACCUGUCACGGUCAUAGUCACUGAGCUUCUUCUUGGUGGGACAUUGCGAAAGUACUUGCUGAACAUGCGGCCAAGGUGCUUGGAUAUGCGUGUGGCAAUUGGGUUUGCACUUGACAUAGCUCGUGCAAUGGAAUGCUUGCACUCACAUGGGAUCAUACAUCGUGACCUGAAACCUGAAAACUUGCUAUUGACGACAGACCAUAAAACAGUGAAACUUGCGGAUUUUGGUUUGGCAAGAGAAGAGUCAUUAACAGAGAUGAUGACUGCUGAAACGGGAACCUACCGCUGGAUGGCUCCAGAGCUAUACAGCACAGUUACAUUGAGGCAUGGAGAGAAGAAGCAUUAUAACCACAAGGUGGAUUCCUAUAGCUUUGCAAUCGUGCUUUGGGAGCUCAUACAUAAUAAGCUCCCAUUUGAAGGCAUGUCUAAUCUGCAGGCAGCCUAUGCAGCUGCCUUUAAAUAUCUAGUUUGUGAACUUGACCACGAUGCCCUUCACAACAGGACACACGGUUGGACCUUGGACCGUGAGAGAAUUGGCAGUGAAUGA
This is a messenger RNA of Ilex paraguariensis (yerba mate), 1181 nucleotides long. NCBI's taxonomy places the organism in Eukaryota, Viridiplantae, Streptophyta, Magnoliopsida, Aquifoliales, Aquifoliaceae. The record is from the annotation of a GenBank genome assembly.